Molecule: messenger RNA, 732 nt
Organism: Microsporum canis CBS 113480
Lineage: Eukaryota; Fungi; Ascomycota; Eurotiomycetes; Onygenales; Arthrodermataceae
Product: FAD binding domain-containing protein
Exons: 6
Coding region: 1-732 (243 amino acids)
Source: RefSeq, a predicted model, not a curated record
AUGUGCAGUCUACGGCCGGAGCCCUGGGUAGACCCUAUAAACCGCUCAGAAGCUGCUGUAAAACUCAGCGAGCUCCUUUUCUCGGCUCUUGGAUAUGUCUUGCCUCAAUCGGAUCUCGGUGGUGGUAAUUCUCCAGUUUCCCGGGCUGCAGGCAUGGACAACGGCGUACUGAUCGAUAUGAGCUUAUUUAACGAAGUGACAAUCUCCAAAGAUGAGAAUAGCGUGGUAAUUGGAUUUUGUGAAGAACAGCGUUCUCAGCUAUGGCCUCCGGAGCUAUUAUCACUGCUUCCUCAUCUAUUAAUCGUGAUCAUUGGCGAGUUCUUAAGGGUGAGGUUAUCCGUGUCCGCCUUGUUUACGCAAAGGCUCCGGGAAACAAGACAAAAUGGCUCCAGCGUUGGUCUUCCUUCAAGCCCAUCUGAGCUUUCUGGAACACCUGCGAAGUUCGUACGCUUAAAGAUGCGUGUGAUGAAAGCCAGCAUCAAGAAUAAACGUCAGAACUUUGGCACUAUGGCCAUCAAGAACAACCUAACCACACUUAACGUCGUAUAUGAUAGCUAUAAAGAAACUAUUACUUCUAAGGCCACCAAUAUCAAGGAGAUCGACACUUUUGACAUUAAGAAUGGAACAAAUCAUCGGUAUCGGUACUUGAGUUACUGUGGGGAAAACUGUUUGAAGGAUAUGUGGAGGAAAUUUGAAGGUAAUUCAGAGAUCGGUGAGGGUGUGGAAGGUUAA